Molecule: messenger RNA, 1098 nt
Organism: Haemonchus placei
Lineage: Eukaryota; Metazoa; Nematoda; Chromadorea; Rhabditida; Trichostrongylidae
Source: the annotation of a GenBank genome assembly
AUGACUAGAAACCGACGUAUGCAUCGUCCGGAUUACAUUGUAGUCGAAAGAGUCGUCCCCCGCAGUGCCAGCUGUGCACGUCUUCCGAUUGCAGAACAUCGCCAUGGCAUCUAUGAAGAACGGGAACGACAUUUGUUGGAACAUGACAAAGCGCCCUAUCUACGAAUUUCCGACUUCCAAAUGAUCAAUCUCUUCCUUUCAGUGGUCAACGAGUGCUCAGACGCCCGUUUGAACGACUGCUCUCCAAAUGCAAAGUGCAUUGACAAAGCGGUAGGAUACGCAUGCCGUUGCGUUCCCGGCUUCGCAGACACAUCACCGCCAGGUCGACCUGGCAGAAAUUGCACUCAACAAGUUAACGAAUGUGCUGAGAAGCUACAUGAUUGCGAUCCCAACGCCAUUUGCCGCGAUGAACCGAUCGGCUAUCGCUGCCACUGCCCAUUCGGAUUCGCUGAUGCCUCUAAAGAUCCCUCGAAACCUGGUCGUCUAUGUGUACAACGUAAGUAUUCAACUGAAUUAAAUCAUGCGGUGAUAGAAAUGUGUGUCAAUGAUGGAAAAGGGUUGGGCAGCCAUCACUCGGCGGAUAGCCUUGCCGAGACAGCGAAACUCAUUCAGCCUGGCGACUCGUUCCGGUUUAGAGCUGAUGUCCGCAAGCCUCUGAUCAAACUCAUUACAUCAACUAGCCACCGGUCUGCUUCUUAUUCCAAAGCACGAGCCGAUUCAAUCAAAACCAUCCUGGUCGAUGGAUACGAAAGUUUCCGAAAGGAACAAAAGGAGGAGAAGGCGGAAGACUAUUCACUCCAUGACUGCGAUUCUGUAGCCGAGUGCUAUUCAGAACAACCGGGAUACUUCCAAUGCCGCUGUCCCAAAGGUUUUAUCGACGUUUCGCCCGACAAACGGAAUCCGGGACGGAAAUGCGUUAGAGUGGUGGACGAGUGCUCACUAGGAACCCAUACCUGUGACCCGAAUGCUGACUGUGUCGAUACACCCGAAGGCUACACAUGUCGAUGUAAGGCCGGAUGGAAGGAUUCCAGUCGGGACCCGCUUAGAAAUCCAGGACGAGUCUGCAGAAAAGGGUUGUCAUUUGCUUCUUUUAAUUGA